Molecule: messenger RNA, 1515 nt
Organism: Fraxinus pennsylvanica
Lineage: Eukaryota; Viridiplantae; Streptophyta; Magnoliopsida; Lamiales; Oleaceae
Source: the annotation of a GenBank genome assembly
AUGGCGAGUGCUGGUAGGAGGUCUACGUCAGCUACGGCGUCAUCACUGGCGAAGCGGCAUGCGUCAUCAUCAUUGGGAUCGGAGAAUUCUGGGAAGGGGGCUACGGCGGCUAACGCUUUGCCAUCUCAGCAUGCGCCCAAGAAACGCCCGGCGCUAUCGAACAUCACCAACCAGCGGCAUGGUUCUGGGCAUCCAAAUCUGGGGCGGAACUCCCUGCCCGAAUCAUCAAAAAUUGUACCAUGCAUUUCAAAAAUUGUAAGCGUCAGGAAGGGGUCUUCGACUUCCACAAAAGCAAGCUUCUCAGGGCCUACUUUGUCAGGUUCUCUUGUAAAACCGAGUGUGGUUGCUUCUAGUAAAAUUACUUCUUUCCCAAAAAGUGAUGCAGUGCUCUCCAAGAUUAUCGUUGCAUCUGCACCAUGCAGUAUGGAUGUUUCUCCAGAUCAAUCAGAUGGACUAUCAAUUUCAAUGGAUGAGUCUAUGUCUACCUAUGAUUCCUUGAAUAGUCCAGAAGUAGAAUACAUAGAUAAUAAUGAAAUAGCAGCAGUUGAUUCCAUCGAGAGAAAGACAUCCAACAAACUCUGCAUCUCAGAACCCGUUGAAGUAGCAGGGAACAUAUGCAAACGAGAAAUACUUGCUGCAAUGGACUCUGAUGAUAUGAUUGUCGAUGUUGACGGCAAUCUAAAUGACCCGCAGCUAUGUGCAACCAUUGCUUGUGAUAUUUACAAGCACCUGCAAGCAUCUGAGGCUAAGAAAAGGCCUGCUACUGACUUCAUGGAAAGGGUCCAAAGAGAUAUCAAUCCCAGCAUGCGUGCAAUUCUUAUUGACUGGCUUGUUGAGGUUUCUGAAGAAUACAGGCUUAUUCCAGACACAUUAUAUAUGACUGUCAACUAUAUAGAUCGUUAUCUUUCAGGAAACAUUAUGGACAGGCAAAAGUUGCAAUUGCUAGGCGUUGCUUGCAUGAUGAUUGCAUCCAAAUAUGAAGAGAUUUGUGCACCUCAGGUGGAAGAGUUCUGCUACAUAACCGAUAACACAUAUUUUAAAGACGAGGUUUUGCAAAUGGAGUCUGCUGUUCUGAAUUAUUUGAAGUUUGAAAUGACUGCCCCUACAACUAAAUGUUUUUUGAGGAGAUUUGUUCGUGCUGCACAAGGUGUUAACGAGGCUCCGUCCCUGCACUUAGAGUGCUUGGCUAACUACAUUGCAGAGCUGUCCCUUCUAGAGUACAAUAUGCUUUGUUUUGUCCCAUCCUUGAUAGCAGCUUCAUCUAUUUUCUUAGCCAAAUAUAUUCUUCUCCCUUCGAAUAGGCCCUGGAAUACAACCUUGCGACAUUACACUCUUUAUCAGCCCUCUGAUUUACGAGACUGUGUUCUGGCAUUACAUGGUCUUUGCUGCAAUAGCCACAACUCUAGUCUACCUGCAGUCCGGGAGAAAUACAGUCAGCAUAAGUACAAGUUUGUUGCAAAAAAGUACUGCCCUCCAUCAAUACCUCGAGAGCUAUUCGAGAACUUAAGCAGCUAG